CCUGAAAACUGAAACCAUCUCUGCACGGCAAGAAUGGUUCCUAACACAGUCCGUGUAGCAGUUGGAAUUCUUGGAAAUGCUGCUUCUAUGCUCCUCUAUGCAGCACCAAUAUUGACAUUCAGAAGGGUGGUAAAGAAGGGCAAUGUAGAGGAGUUCUCAUGCGUGCCUUACAUACUAGCUCUGUUCAACUGCCUCCUGUACACCUGGUAUGGGCUUCCUGUAGUGAGCUCUGGAUGGGAAAAUUUCCCAGUUUCUACCAUCAAUGGAGUGGGCAUCCUGCUUGAGAUCACAUUUAUCAGCAUAUACAUAUGGUUUGCGCCAAGUAAAAAGAAGAGGUUUGCCUUGCAAUUGGUGAUUCCUGCUGUGACAUUAUUUGGCUUGACAGCGUUCUUCUCAAGCUUUAUGGUCCAUACGCACCGUAUGCGCAAGGUUUUUGUUGGUAGUGUUGGUUUAGUUGCUUCCAUAUCCAUGUACAGCUCUCCAAUGGUAGCUGCAAAGCAAGUCAUAACGACGAAAAGUGUGGAGUUCAUGCCAUUCUACCUGUCACUGUUCUCCUUCCUGUCCAGCGCUCUGUGGAUGAUAUAUGGGCUCCUUGGGAAGGAUCUGUUCAUCGCGUCUCCAAACUUCGUCGGCGUUCCAAUGGGCAUUCUUCAGCUAGUGCUGUACUGCAUCUACAGGAACCGUAAGGAAAUAAUGCCUAAAUCGGUUGUUAUUUCUGGAGUCAUUUAA
Setaria italica (foxtail millet) is the source of this 729-nucleotide messenger RNA. RefSeq names its product bidirectional sugar transporter SWEET3b. Gene Ontology annotation, cellular component: membrane. Gene Ontology annotation, biological process: carbohydrate transport. The record is from RefSeq and is a predicted model, not a curated record. Lineage: Eukaryota; Viridiplantae; Streptophyta; Magnoliopsida; Poales; Poaceae. Gene Ontology annotation, molecular function: sugar transmembrane transporter activity. The transcript has 7 exons. The coding region runs from base 34 to 729 and encodes 231 amino acids.